Messenger RNA from Didymodactylos carnosus, 5199 nucleotides. The record is from the annotation of a GenBank genome assembly. NCBI's taxonomy places the organism in Eukaryota, Metazoa, Rotifera, Eurotatoria, Philodinida, Philodinidae.
AUGCCAUCAUUACCAUCACUAAUUGACAAACAAAAACAGCAGAAGAAAAAUGUUGUAAUAUUACCAUCUACACAAUUAUCAUUAUGUCAAUCAUUCGUGAAUCUACCUUUAACAGAAGCAAAAAAAGCAAUCAUAGCUGAUGCAAGCAAUGUUUUAUUGUCAAAAACAGACGAAUUAUCUUCAUCAACAAUUUUGAAUGAUGAACACGAUCAAUCUCCAUCAACUAAAUCAACAACUAAUCGUCGAUCGACAAGAAGACGAAUGAGUGUUAUACCUAGUCGAAGUACAUCUUUAACACAAACAAUUUUUAGUUCAAAUACAUGCGAUGAUAUUUAUCCAGCAGAAAAAGAAAAUCAACAGUCACCAAUAGGAACAAAUCAACAUCGUAAAUCCAUCUCAAAAUUGAGUUUAACAACACCACAACAAAAUAGUACAACAAUUAUUGAUGAUAACGUUGGUAAACUAUUAUUUACAACACCGAAUGAAACAACAACUGAUCAUAAACAAUAUUGGACAGUAAUAGAUCGUCAGUCAGAAUGGUAUAAAUUAACACUACAGCAACCAUCAACAAUGAUAACAUCUACACUAAGUAAUUAUCGAACAAUCAAUAACAGUGCAUACGAGAGAAAAAAAUCGACUCAGAACAUGCCAGGAAAUGAUAGAAAUGAAGUUAAUCAACCAGCUGAUACAACUCAAUUAAUCACUAAAACAUUGAUGCACGAUCUCGAUUAUGAUCUUGAUGAUAAUGAUAUCAAAAUGUUAAAUGAUAUAAAUCAUUAUAUAAAACAAAAUCAGUUUCGUGAAUUAACUGAAGAAGAAUUUGAAAAUGCAAUUAUUGUAUUAGAAUUUUAUACAGCUGAAAAGAUUCGUCAAGCAUUGAAACAACGAUCAUGUGAAGGAGAUGAUAUUGUUUGUGAUAUUUGUUUAUUACCCGAUGCUGAUGAACACAAUGAAAUGGUAUUUUGUGAAAGAUGUAAUUCAUGUGUACAUCAGGCAUGUUAUGGUAUCAAUUUUAUUCCAAGUGGUACAUGGCUUUGUCGAGCAUGUUCAAUAUUAAGAAGACCGGCAUGUCUUCUAUGUCCUCGAACAGUUGGGCCAAUGAAAUCGAAUCCUAGUGGUACUAUUUGGUGCCAUAUGACGUGUGCCCUGUGGAUGCCGGAACUAAAAUUUGCAGAGUAUAUCAAAAUGGAACCAGUUCUCAAUAUUGAUAAGAUUCCUCAUGCACGAUGGUCAUUGAGAUGUUGUGUUUGUAAUACGACCGAUGGUGCAUGUAUUCAAUGUGCAUAUGGAAAAUGCCGAGUACCAUUUCAUGUUACAUGCGCUGUAGCAGCUGGUUUCUAUCUUGAUUUUCGUCUAUCAUCUGGUGAUGAUGGAGGUUCUCAAUUUGAUGCCUAUUGUUCAAAACAUUCUGAUGUUGUUCGUGAAGAGACAUGUGAUAUAUCAUUAAUGUCAUCUAAAAUUCCCUAUACAGUUUAUCAACGAGAUUUGUUAAAGCCAACAUGGACAAAUGAAAUAUUAUCAACAUUCGAUAAUUAUAUCGAUCGUGAACAUUUACAUCGAGAAUUAGAAUAUGAUGUAACUAUAUCGACAAUGAUUUAUGAUUAUUGGUUUAAUAAACGAAAAUAUAUGAAUAAUAAUUUACCAUUGGUUAAACGUAUUAAUUAUGUACUUGAUCAACGAGAAAAUUCAGAACUGUUGCUAGGACAAAUAUCAAAUUCUUUAAAAAUAUUAAUGAAAAUGAAAGAUUUUGAAAAACGUAGUGAAAUUGUACAACAUAAAAACGAUUUCAUUUCAUCGUCAUUAUCAGAACGAUUAAAUCGUAUAAAAGAAAAACUAAAUAUUCAUUCUUCUAUUAUUCCUCGUUCUUCAAGAACUCAGUCCUCCUCUAGUUCAUCAUCAUCAAUAUCUCACAGUUAUACACAGUGUAUUUCACUCGUACACCAACAACAAUUAAAAAUAUCAGCAAAACGUCAACUAUCUUUAACAUCUUCAUCAAUGAAAAAAGAUGAACAAUUACAAGAUCAACCUGAUAAAUAUGAUAUAACGAGUAAAAACCAAAAAAAACAUCGUCCAACAAUCUAUUAUUCAUCCAAACAAAAACAAUUGUAUGCAAAUAUGAAAUCAUGUUAUGUUGGAUUAGAAAAUACAUUUACUGAUAUUGAACCACAUAUUACAUAUCUAGUUGCACGAACGAUGGAGAACAAAGAUCAGACAAUAUUGUUACCAAAAAAUUUAUUUGCCACAAAUAUAAUCAAUAUCACGGAAGACGACAUGAUGAUGGCAAUAGAACAACCACAAUUACAAAAAGAAAUAACUCCACCACUACAACUAUCACCAUCUCCACCUCUAGUUUAUUCUGAUGUUUCUAAUGAUUCUACCGAUGAUGAUGUUAAAGCAACAACAAAACUUUCUUUUUCUUUAAAUGAGACGACUCUUCCACGAGGUCAACAAUAUGUGAAUAAGGGAAACAUAGAGAGUCGCUAUUCAAUGUUGACUGCAUUUCGGAUAGCCCUAAUUAUUUCUACAAUCUGUACUUGUAAAAGUAUAGAGAAACAAGAAUUGAAUUUAUUUGAUCCGGUGUUAAAUGCAAAUAUUUAUGUUGGACAAAUUAAUGAAAAUGGUAAUAGUGUUACGUUAAAACCAAAAUUACUAGCAAAAGAUGAUGAUAGACGAAAUUCGAUUAAUAAUCAAAUCUGUGGCUAUGAAUUAUCUGUUCAUAAUCAUAAUGAUUUAGAUAUUGAACAAAAAAACAUUCCAUUUCAAGUUGAUUUAAUUAAUUCAUCGACAAAUCAAUCUGCUGAAGGACGUAUUACAGUUAAAAAUUCAUUUAAAAUCGAUUUUGUGAUCAAUGUUGAUGAUGUUAACGAAUAUUCACCGACGUUUACACGCGAUAGUUAUCUGUUCAAAUUAAAUGAAAAUGGAAUAUGUGUCAGCGAUUUGUGCAAGGUAGAAGCAACUGACGACGAUUGUUCAAGUCAGUCUAAAGUGUGCGGUUAUGAAAUAGUUACACAAAAUGUUCCAUUUUCAAUUGAUCAACAAGGAUAUAUAAAUGUAACAAAAGAAUUGGCAUUCUAUAAUUAUCAAUUUGAAGUUAUUGCCAUUGAUUGCUUAGAUAAAACUAAACACAGUGAGCCACCUGUGAAAGUUUAUGUUAAAAUAGUUAAAUCAUGUAUUCCAACAUUAAGCGAUGAAUCAAGCAAUUUACAUACUGUUACAUUUGAUCAUGAUCAUAUAUUAGAAACUGUACAUAUUGAUGUGUGUCCCGAUACAUGUUUAGCAAUUGAAGAUUUAAUUGGUCGCCUUGAAUUCGACUUGAAUGGAUCGGAGUCGGGAUGUAAAAUGGAUCAAUGUGUACCAUUAACAAAAGAAAUUGAACUUAUUAAAAAAGAUGUUGAUUAUUCAAAUGCUCCUAUAGAUUAUUUUAUAACAUUUGAUAAUCCUAGUCAAGCAAUAUCGAUUGAUAAAAGUAAAUUUAAUGGAGAAUUUAAUCAAGAUUUUACAAUUCGAAUGUGGAUGAAACAUGGUCAAAGUCAACUAUUAGAUGGUAGUAGGGAUAAAGAACAUAUAUUUUGUAAAAGUGAUAACAAAAAAAAAAAUCGUCAUCAUGUAGCAUUAUUAAUUCAAAGUAAUUCAUUAAAAUUAUUAAUUCGUAAAGUAUCAUCGACAAAUGAAACGAAUUAUUAUCCAUCUGAAUGGAUUUGGACAUUAUCUCAAAUAAAUGAUGAUCAAUGGCAUUUUUAUGAAUUAUAUGUACAUUAUCCAACAUCGAUUGAUUUAUAUAUUGAUAAACAAUUGUUUAUUGUUAAUGAAGAAAAUUUUCAAAUUAUCAAUGAUCAUCCACUAGAAAAUAUAAAUGGAACAGAUCAAACAGCAUUUACUCUUGGUGCAUGUUGGCAUCCUCGAGCUUCACACAUGCUACAAAAUUUUAAUGGAAAAUUAUCCGGUCUUAUUAUUGAGCAAAAAGAGCAAGAAGAAAGAGCAAAUGGAUGUAUUCGAGAAUGUGAACAAUUUAUUGAAAUAGCCGAUAUUAUUCCAAAAACAGAGACUGUUGAAUUUAUUAGUAAUGAAAAUCAAUCUGUUUGGAUAUUGCGUACAGAUUCAACAGAAUCAUUUGAAAAUUUAUUAAAACAUGUUGUCUAUCGUAAUCGUCCUAUACCAAUGAUACCUGGUGAACGAAAAUUAACAUUGAAAACAAGUUUAAAAUGUCUUGGUGAUAAUCAUACAACAGAUUUGAAACCAUUUGUUAAACGUUUAAUAAUUGAAUCAAAACCAGUAAGAAUUGAAUUAAAAGGAAAUACAAAUUAUUUAAUUGAUGAACAGACAAUUAAUAGUGGAAUAUAUUUAUUUCAAAAUUUGUCAAUAUUUACAGAUUCUAUUAUCACACCUAUACAUGCUGAUAUUAAAGAGUGUAGCAUAAGUACACAGCCAAAUCUCUUGUAUGAUUUUGAACAAUUAAUUAUACCAACUGAAUAUAUACUAUCGCAAAAUGUACAACAUCUAUUAACACAAACUGGCUUAAUUUUAACGGGUCCGAGUUCAAUUGAUACAUAUCAAUAUAUAUUACAACAAAUUGAAUAUAUAUCAAAAUCGCCAAUAAAAUACAAUGAACGUCUAUUUUCAUUAGUGUGUAUUGGCGUAAGUGAACAAAUGUUAACAAACGAAGUUCAAGUUCAAGUACAUGUUGAAUUAAAUGCACCACAGCCACGUGAAUUUUCUCAAUCACAUGCAGUUUUAUCAAACAAAUUAAUCGUCGAUAAUAAUGAAAUGAAAAAGAAUGCACAACCAAUUGAAAUUCCAUCAAUCGGUAGUAAAAUCAUGUUGGAGUCGAAGAAAAUUACAGGCUGGCCGAUUGCAACCAUCGUUUUAGCUUGCCUUGGUUUUGUCAGUAUUCUUAUUGGUUUUCUUGUUCUACGCGUACGAUCAAACAAUAAACAGCGCACCUCCGGUGAUGAUCAUUCGCAAAUGGAAUGGGAUGAUACAGAACUAAAUAUAACUGUUAACCCGUUGGAUGAAACAAAGAAAGCUGUACCACCCGUGUUGACGGAUAUUGAACAUCAUAUUGAUCGUCUUGAUUCAUCGUCAUCAAGCACGGAUAAUGAAUCAAAUGGCUAUGAAUCGGAUGAAGCACCUGAGAAAAGAAUUGAACGUGAAUUAGAAUGGGAUGAUUCAGCUGUCGAAUAUGGUCCAAAAAAAGUUUAA